AUGAUGGAAGACGACGGGCAGCCCCGGACUCUAUACGUAGGUAACCUCUCCAGAGAUGUGACAGAAGUCCUUAUACUUCAGUUAUUCAGUCAGAUUGGACCCUGUAAAAGCUGUAAAAUAAUAACAGAGCAUACAACCAAUGACCCAUAUUGCUUUGUGGAAUUUUAUGAACACAGAGAUGCAGCUGCUGCAUUAGCUGCUAUGAAUGGGAGAAAAAUUUUGGGAAAGGAGGUCAAAGGAAACUGGGCAACAACACCAAGUAGCCAGAAAAAAGAUACUUCCAAUCACUUCCAUGUGUUUGUUGGGGAUUUGAGUCCAGAAAUUACAACAGAAGAUAUCAAAUCAGCAUUUACCCCGUUUGGUAAAAUAUCGGAUGCCGCAGUUAAAGACAUGGCAACUGGAAAAUCCAAAGGCCAUGGUUUUGUAUCUUUUUAUAACAAACUGGAUACAGAAAAUGCAAUUGUGCAUAUGGGAGGUCAGUGGUUGGGUGGUCGUCAGAUCAGAACCAACUGGGCCACAAGUAAACCACCUGCACCUAAAAGUACACAAGAAAAUAACACUAAACCGUUGAGAUUUGAAGAUGUAGUAAACCAGUCAAGUCCAAAAAAUUGUAGUGUGUACUGUGGAGGAAUUGCCUCUGGGUUAACAGAUCAGCUUAUGAGACAGACUUUCUCACCAUUUGGACAAAUUAUGGAAAUAAGAGUUUUUCCAAAGAAAGACUAUUCAUUUGUCAGAUUUUCAACCCAUGAAAGUGCUGCCCAUGCCAUUGUUUCGGUGAAUGGCACUACAAUUGAAGGACAUGUUGUUAAAUGCUAUUGGGGUAAAGAAUCUCCUGGUAUGACUAAAAACUUCCAACAGGUCGACUAUAGUCAGUGGGGGCAGUGGAGCCAAGUUUAUGGAAACCCACAACAGUAUGGACAGUAUAUGGCAAAUGGGUGGCAAGUACCACCAUAUGGAGUAUACGGGCAGCCAUGGAACCAACAAGGAUUUGGAGUAGAUCAAUCACCUUCUGCUGCUUGGAUGGGUGGAUUUGGUGCUCAGCCUCCCCAAGGACAAACUCCUCCCUCUGUAAUACCUCCUCCUAACCAAGCUGGAUAUGGUAUGGCAAGUUACCAAACAUGGUGAGCUGGGACUCUAAACAAAAUUGUAAUUCAUGAUAGCUUCAGUUUCCUGUGACACUCUGAAGACAUGAAAGUAGACAUCGGAAAAUGAAAAUAUUUAUUUUAAAAAUUGAAAUGUUUGGAACCUUUAGCACAGCUUUGCUUUGGUGAAGGACACAUGUCUUCUAGUUCUGCCUUUUUAAGUUUUUGUU
Molecule: messenger RNA, 1312 nt
Organism: Zalophus californianus (California sea lion)
Lineage: Eukaryota; Metazoa; Chordata; Mammalia; Carnivora; Otariidae
Product: nucleolysin TIAR-like
Cellular component (GO): cytosol
Molecular function (GO): mRNA binding
Source: RefSeq, a predicted model, not a curated record